Messenger RNA from Lepidothrix coronata (blue-crowned manakin), 1712 nucleotides. It is a transcript of the gene ZC3H4, whose product is annotated as zinc finger CCCH-type containing 4. The record is from RefSeq and is a predicted model, not a curated record. Gene Ontology annotation, cellular component: nucleus. The annotation marks the transcript as partial. Gene Ontology annotation, biological process: negative regulation of DNA-templated transcription. The transcript has 9 exons. Lineage: Eukaryota; Metazoa; Chordata; Aves; Passeriformes; Pipridae. Gene Ontology annotation, molecular function: RNA binding.
GAGGCCGAGGCCGUGGCUGUGGGUUCCGGGGCCGGGGGUCCCGGGGCCGAGGCCGUGGGUUCCGGGGCCGGGGGUCCCGGGGCCGAGGCCGUGGCCGUGGGUUCCGGGGCCGGGGGUCCCGGGGGCUGCCGCGUGGCCGCGGGCGGGGCCCCCGCGGGCGGGGCCCCAAAGGGCCGGGAAGGGGCCGCGGGAGAGGCCGGAGCGGGGUCGGGAAACCCGGGAUCAACGACGACGACGACUUCUACGACGAGGACGUGGGGGAGGGCGGGAAUUGCGGGAAUUACCGACGGAACGACCACGACAAGUCCCACCUGCCCCAGGACAAGAAGGGGAAGGUCAUCUGCAAGUACUUCGUGGAGGGGCGGUGCACGUGGGUACGGAACGGGAACGGGAACGGGCCCCCCCCCCCCCCCCCCCCCCCGCCCCCCGGGCCCCCCCCGAUCCCGGGGGAGCCCCUGGAGCCGCCCCCGGACCCCUUCAAGAAGAUCCCGUCGCUCUUCGAGAUCGUCGUCAGGCCCACGGGGCAGCUGGCCGAGAAACUGGGCGUCAGGCACCCGGGGCCGCCCCCCCCGCGGUUCCCGGGCCCGGGAGGCCCCCCCGGGCCCCUCCCCGGCCCCCUGCACCCGGAGCUGCCCCCCGAGCUGCCCCCCGAGCUGCACCCCGACCUGCACCCCGACCUGCACCCCGACAUCCCCAUGGGACCCCCCCUGGGCCCCCCCGGGCCCCCCCUGCUGCCCUUCGGGGGCGGCCCCGAGGAGUCCCCCCACCCCCACCCCGGGCUGAUCCCGCCGGGACCGGCACCGGGAUUCUACGAGUCCUUCUACCCCCCCCCGGACGGGAUGGACAUGGAGCCCGGGAACAUGGGCGGCUCAGACGACUACGGCGGGUACGAGCCCCUGGAGGGGCCGGGGGGGGAUCCCCUGUUCCCGGACCCCUCCCUGGAUCCCGAGGGGCUCUGCGAGGGCCCCCCCGGGCUGGGGAAGGGCCCCGGCAUUCCCGGCAUUCCCGGCAUUCCCGAGUUCCUGCCGUCGGCGCAGCGGGCGCUCUUCCUGCGCAUCCAGCACAAGCAGCACGAGGACGAGGAGCGGGCCCGGAGGGGGGGAGAGCCCGGGAAAGCGGAGCGGGACAACGAGGAAGGCGAUCCCGGGAACUGGUACUCCAGCGACGAGGACGACGGCGGCAGCAGCGUCACCUCCAUCCUCAAAUCCCUGCGCCAGCAGAGCUCCGGGAGACCCCCCACCAACCCCCCCGGGGACCCCCCCAGCGACCCCCGGCUGCAGAGACCCCCCCGGCCCUCGGACCCCCGGCUGCGGGACCCGCGGCUGGCCCGGAACCCCGAGCAGCUCCCGCCCGCCGAGCCGGGCCCCUGCGACCCCCGGCUGGCCCGGCACGGCCCCCCCCGCGCCGAGCCCGCCCCGCAGCCCCCCCGAGGGCCCCCCGAGGAGGAGGAGGGGGAGCGGCUGCUGCGGGACAAGGCCGUGCCCAUCCCCCUGGAGCCGCUGCCGGGCCAUGGCCAGCGGGACCCCCGCUCGCAGCUGCAGCAGUUCAGCCACAUCCGCAAGGCCGUGGUGCUGCCCAAGCCGCCCUUCGCCCGCGCCGUGCUCUGGAGCCCCGAGGACCUGAUCCCGCUGCCCCUGCCCAAGCAGGAGCCUCCCCCCCUGGCCCUUCCUNUGAGUCUGAGCCUGAUCCCAAUCCCUGAUCCCGAUCCCUGA